ACCGGCGCAUCGUGUUAUCAGCCAGCCAGAUUACGCUUGAGUUCACGCAGAACCGCAACCUGUGUUUAGUGCGAAAUCUCGGCAGCUGCUCACGAGGGCCAGAACAUCCGCACUUCGAUAUUCCAAGACUAAAUCGUACUACUGAGAGAAAAGAGGCUGUUGCAGCGGUAACAGCGGUGAUGUUAACAACCAGUCGACUUCCGUAGUCGAUUCCGACACGACGAGCACCGACCAUCUGGAAGCUCGCAAUUCCCACUGGAAGUUGACGUCAUUUAAGGAAGCACCUACCACACUACAGGUAGUCGACACUGGGAAGCGGACCGGAUUAACCGAUUAACACGGAGUGGUAAAGGGUCCGAGCAGAAUACCAUGGUGUUCCAAUCGGAUUUUAUGGAUAACGAGUACGAGGCGCACAGUAUUCAGCUUGACGAGGAGACAGGCGAACAUGUGGAGCCGAUCCAGUUCACGUUCGUGGAGGGGCUAGCCACCACAAACGAGGAGACCGGAGAGCCCGAGGCAUUCCGCCUCAAGGAGACUGCAGAGGAGCGCGUGUGCAGUGGGGGUCGGCGCAAAAAGCCCUUCCAGAUUCCGCGCAGCGCCCUGCUGCAGGACGAGGACGAGCCAGACGUGAAGCGGUCCGGCCCGCUGGUGCCCGCCGCGCCGUCCGUCCCCACCGGUAUCGUCCUCAAACGCCAGAAGUCGUGCAUAAUCGAGGAGCACGUGGGCCGCGCCUCGCAGAACAUGAACCCUGCCGUCUUCCUGCUGCCCACGCUCUUCCUGUUCCCGGCCUGGGCCAGCAUUUUCUGCAUCAUCCUCGAGCUGUGCAUCCACAUGUGGGCGCACCGCAAGAACUGGGAGCGCAGUGAGCUAGUGGGAGCGGGCACCAGCCCACUGCCCGCUCUCUACCGCUCGCCGCUCAACACCAUCACCUCGGAGUUCUGCGCCUACUGCCAGUCAGAUAAGCUUAUGGCCACCAUAGGCAAGCUGCAGGACGAGCGGAAGACCAGACUCGACAACAGGAAACUCAGAUACUGCGCCUACGUCGAGCGGAUGAGUGUCGUCACAUAGCGAGCACGCCUUCUCUGGAGGGUCUGAAGCCACUUCAGUUGCAUUAUGCACUCCACCAAUACCCACGUGGUUUCGAACUGCUAUACUCUUUCGAUACAUUAUCUUUUGCAUCACAACUGUUAUAUAAUAUUUGAAAUGUUUUUCUGGAUAUUUUUUGUUGCAAUCCAGCGACGUAUUUCUAAAGAAAAAAUGUUUCUAACCACUGCUACUUUAUUUUGUUGGCAAUAAAGUAAUCUUUUUUCUUAGUUCAUAGAUUAAGUUCACGACUACAAAGCCUCGAAAAUGUGAAAAAUCACAGUAAAAUUGUUUAUUUCUUCCGUUCAUUGUUAAUUGCUGUGUUGUCCUGCGAAGCCAUACUCCACAUCACCAUCACCUACCUGAAGAACAAUCUGUAAUUGUUUGUAGGAAUGUCCUGCUUUGCAGUUUCCAGAUGUUGCAGAUAUGUCAUGUUGUUGUACAUUUACUGAAGUAAACUGCCCAAUAGAGUGUACUCUGUUUUGUUAUUUUACCAGACCGAAGACGGCCACGUGCCUCAUACCAGUACAGCAAUGAAAUAAAAUAAAGACUAUACACUCUAUGGGGUGGUUAUUUUAUAUAUAUGGCAGAUUUUUACUUGAUUAUUUUUAUGCUUCUUAACUCAUUUCUUUAGCUUCCACAACAUUCUGCGUUCUUUUCUGCGAAAAUUCUACACAGGAAUGGAGGGCUUACUGGAAAGCGCGUCAGUAUAUCUUAGCAUUGCUUGCUCUCUGCAAGAUUUAAGUGAACUUAAUUUGUGUACUGCUUGCCUUUUGUGAUACAGUGGUGCUGUUUGGCAUUCUUUGGAGAUAUUCGUAAUUAAAGAUCGUUAAUGUUUGUUAAAACAGUGGAUUGAAAAAAACUGAGCAGUAGUUUUUUUCCUCCUGUGGAUAAUAUGGUAAGAAAGAUAAGCUGCAUUUCGGGUCAAGGGAAAAGUUAAGAUAAUUAGAGUUUUAAUAAAAGUAUAUAACUUUACCUACCACAUAAGAAUAACUCUAAAUAGAUUAUACUUGAUGCUAAUGUCACAUCACUCUUUCUAUCACUGACAUCUUCACUGGUAAGGAGGGAAUAUUAUUUCUGUAAAAUAAAAUUAGUCUGAAUUAAUCGAUAGUUUCUGCUGAGUAUAAUUGAGUGGUUACAAGAACAGCACAAAUUAAGUUAAAUUAAUAUCUGCAUGUUCUCUUUCCACUACCGAAGUUACAAUCAUUUUAUUAUCUAUAGAGGUAAGUACAAUUUAUCACUAAUAUGAAGUGAUCUACUUUUUAGUGCCUUUCGUAAAAGAUAGUAACAUGUAUUUUACAUACACUCCUGAGAUCUUGCACAUAUAUCUAUCCAAAGUUAUUUUAUUAAAAAGCAGAGGAGAACCUUAUGGAGUUUAGUCUACAACUUAAGUACAAUUUAUAAUAUUUUAUAUGAUUCUUAAAGUUUAUAUAUCUGAUGCCAAAUACAAAAGCUGUAUUUUUAAAACGUGUCCACUUUGUUUUGCAUAAAAUGUUGCUAUUAUAAGAAUGUUAUUGUUGUGCAGUAACCGAAAAGAUAAAGAAAUAUAAAAACUGUUAUUCAAUAAAAGUAUAUAUCGAAAUGUUUUAACAAGUAGUCUUUUUCUAAUUCAGAUUACUAAUAUAAUGGAUAUGGUAUAAAUGAAGUUACAUUUUGUAGUAUUUGUAAUAACAACAAAGGAGAAGUGGAAAUUUGCAAUAGUAUUUGGAUUUGUAGUGGAUAAUAAAAGUGACAUUUUAUACAUUUC
Messenger RNA from Schistocerca cancellata (South American locust), 2830 nucleotides. RefSeq lists its product as uncharacterized. The transcript is spliced from 4 exons. NCBI's taxonomy places the organism in Eukaryota, Metazoa, Arthropoda, Insecta, Orthoptera, Acrididae. Bases 370 to 1068 code for a protein of 232 amino acids. The record is from RefSeq and is a predicted model, not a curated record.